Messenger RNA from Lotus japonicus, 1445 nucleotides. Its product is annotated as E3 ubiquitin-protein ligase AIRP2-like. Gene Ontology annotation, biological process: protein ubiquitination. NCBI's taxonomy places the organism in Eukaryota, Viridiplantae, Streptophyta, Magnoliopsida, Fabales, Fabaceae. Gene Ontology annotation, molecular function: ubiquitin protein ligase activity. The transcript has 5 exons. The record is from RefSeq and is a predicted model, not a curated record. Bases 378 to 1148 code for a protein of 256 amino acids.
CAUCUUUCCACUGUGACAGACACAGACACAGACACAGUCAUCGAAUAGAACGAAACGCAAAACCGCACUUCAUUAUACGACACUCCACUUCGGCAGUUCCUAUUCUUCCUUUCUUUCCCAAAAACUCACCCACCACAAAGAAACCAACACCUUUCCUUUCUUCUUCUUCUUCUUCACCCUCAUCGAUUCUACACAAAUUAGGGUUCACAAAACCUCAUAAUUCAUCAUCAUCAUCAUCAUCAUCAUCAUCAUCAUCAUCAUCCACACUCACAAAAAAAUAGAAAAAAAACUGCUUAUAGAGAAGUUUGAAAGUGAGGAAUUGUUGAUUUUUUUUCUGUGACCCUUUUUGGUUUGAAGUCUGUCACAGGGGAAGAAAGAUGGAAAUGAUGCCGUACCAGCUUUACCGGUUGCCUUACCAUGAUUCCCUCAAAUUGCUUGAGGCUGAUAUACAACACGCCAAUGCUUUGGCUGCUGCAAUUCCCAGAGCCAAGGGUGGGAGUGUUCUUCAAAUGAAAUUGGUUUAUAGUCACUUGGCUCCUCUCUUUCUAUUGUUCUUAGAGUGGAUGGAUUGUUCUUGUGCAUACUUUCUUCACAGAUAUCUCAGCCUCUUCCACAUACUUAUUUACAAGGUACAUAAUGAUGGUAGAUCAAGUAUAACUUCUCAUGGAAGAAAGGCAACCAUUCAGGACUUUUAUGCCGUUAUACUGCCAUCCCUCCAGCGGCUUCAUGGCAGCUUGGAGAAGUUGGAGAUUUGCAUGAAAGGGUCCUCUACCAUGGAGUUCUCAAGUUAUGGCAGGAAGAUGAUUGAAGGAAAUGGGAAAUUAAUCAAUGUCGAUUUGGAAAGAGAAGAUGAAUGUGGGAUAUGCUUAGAGCCUUGCACCAAAAUGGUUUUGCCUAAUUGCUGUCAUGCUAUGUGUAUCAAAUGCUACCGCAAGUGGAACACGCGAUCGGAGUCUUGUCCAUUUUGUCGUGGUAGCUUAAGGAGAGUUAAUUCUGAGGAUCUAUGGGUACUCACUUGUAAUGAAGAUGUUGUUGAUGCUGAAACAGUUUCCAGGGAGGACUUGCUGCGUUUUUACCUUUAUAUCAAUAGCCUACCUAAGGAUUAUCCAGAUGCACUUUUCUUAAUGUAUUAUGAAUACUUGAUUUGAUUCUUACUGAAUGAGGAGAAAACUGUACAGAUAGGGAAAACUGCAAAUGUGAUUAGUAGAGUCUGGUUAGAAAUAUCUCUGGUGAUGUCAGGCACAAGGCACAAUUCUGAGAUGAUAAAUUUCUUGAUUUUAGCUCAGAAGGCUCAUGCUUGACCUAUGAUAUGUGUAGUUGUUUAAGUUCCAUUAGCUGAAGUUUCCUAAGGAACUCAUUCAGAUGUAAUGGUCCAUUAUCCUAUGACUACAUAAUACAUGUAUGUUCUUCAGAAAGAUGUGAAUCAAUGGGAGUCAGUUAUAUUA